CGCGCACUGACGCAGGCUGACGCUGGGCAAGGACACAAGGAGAGUGACAUUUGUAUAACGUUAACAAGAAACUCACAUUCUUUCCUAAAUCCCACAUAAAUUUGCGUCAGCCACAUUUGGAUACUCCCACACAUCUCUGCACAGCGCACUGACGCUCAACAGCAUCUCGUAUGAUUCACUGAGAACAGGUUCUGAAGGACUGAAUUUCAGCUGUGAAUGAACGAGUAACCAGAAGCAGCGGUGGAUGGGAGAGCGCACCUUUCCUGCUGUUUGAGUGGCUGGAUGAUGUCAUCUUUCUGAGACUCAUCGAGGUGUCCUCAGCACCCUGACUUGAAUGGCUGUGUGCAGAGGGGGCGUCUCUCUUUGGGUGGGGUGUGUCAGGAACCAUGGCGGCAGGCAACCAAUGGCAAAACAGUGCUGGAAUUUAUGUCAGACAACCGAGUUUCACUUAAAUGACAACUGUAGGACCCUGAGCAGUGCAUCAUGGGCUUUGGCUCCUCCAAAUAGUCUACGUUACCUGUCCAUUAAACAGCCAGCCCUGUCCCAUCCCUUCCACCAUGCAUGUCAGCCCAACCAAUCAGCCAACCUUGAAGAAGAGGAAUGGGAAGAGACCGUCAGCUUGCAUGUCCUGUUCAAACCUGGAAGAAGCCAUGUGGAGCACAUGGUGGUGGAAGUGCCCUUUAUUGGGCCCACCAAACUAAGCGAGCUCCUUGCUCUGGGGCCCAACAGACCUUUUGACUUGCUUUUUCCUUUAACCACUGUUGAUGGAAGCAGGGAGGAUGAUAUUAGCAUUAUUGGAAAUGUAGGGACUAAGAAAAAGGAGCUGAUGGAGUCUCCUUCUAGCUCCUUCAGGAGUCUCUUUGAGACUGAGGGCUGUCCUGCGCCAUUUAUGCUGGGAUCUCGCUUCUUUUGCUUUCACUCCUCUGUUUCGGAGAUCGGAAACACACCAGGAAAGGGACGGGAUGAGUGGAGCUUCUAUCCAGCCCUUCAUGUCACACAUUGCAGCCAUGAUGAGACUGGGAGAGUGGACAAGAGCUCCAGCCAGAGAGACAUGGAGAAUGAGGAGAAACUGGCCCUGAUGCAUGAGAAGCUGAGGGUGGAGCUGCCCAGAUUCUUUAGGAAAAAUCAUGACUACAGCAUAUACUCUGAAGAUGUUGAGUUCAUCAAUGGUCUUCUGAACACCAAGACAAGGGGUCGUGUGGUGUACCAGCUGACUCUGACUCUUUGGAGAUUGAUGUGUCUCUUCUACUAUGCGGAGGCUCAGCUGGAAGUGUUGAAGCUGACCAAGCAUCCAGAAGACUGCUCCAUCAAAGCUCGCUGGAGAGUCAAAGGCCUGCCCUUCCACUCCAUUCUGGUGUUUUUCUAUAAGAAAGACAAGAAUCACCUCUACAGAACAUAUGAUGCAUUCUCCACCUUCUACAUUGGAGCUGAUGGACGAAUACAUUGCCAUAAAGUUGAAAAGGUAAUGGAGGCUCGUCCACCUCUGCUGCCCAAAGUGGCUUCAAUGCUUGGCGGGGCUCUGGUGGCCCUGGGCAUUCAGGAACACCGUCCCGCUCUCAACCUGCUCCCACUCCUGCUGUCCUCCCUCCGACAGGCCCGGGCCUGAGCCGAGAACCUGCGCUGAUUGGUCACACCAUUAAAAAGACUGUAAAAGAUGUGGCGCUCUGUUAUGUGGGUUGAGUAAAUAAGAUGUUGGUAACCAAUUCUUGGUGGAAAAAAAACAAGACGGAACGUGCUUAAACUGAUCUCACUUGAAAACAAUCUUCUAAUUUCCAUUAUAUGAAUAUCACCAACCUGAUAUCAUAUUUGGUUUGGAUUGUGAUAGGAUUCAGAGCCUAUAGUUAAGAAUAAACCCCACUAUUAGCCCAUUGUCUGAGCCAUUGUUAGCUAAGAGGUUAACUAGUGCACAACAAAUAGGUUUUGAUGAGCCUGUACAUUAACGUACAGCUGGAUUCAGAGCUGUCUGUAAAUAUAUUCAGGCUUCAGGAAAGGUUUGAAGUUUGUAAGAAGUCAAGUGGUGAUCUAAUAGGAAUUGGUCAUGGGAUGAUAUUUAAAGAGAUAGCGCAGCCAAAAAUGAAGAUUUACUGUUCGUUUACCCUAAGGAAAUCCAAAAGACUUGAACUUUUGAAGUGAUAUCUUAUGAAGUGAUUCUGAAGUGACAUUAUUACUUUAUAUAGGCCUGUAUAUGUCCUAUUGACUCUCAAAACUGCUAGGAACAAUUGAUUUCGGCUGGAAACUUUAAAGGAACACUCUUCUUUUUGGAAAUAGGUUCAUUUUACAUCUCCCGUAGAGUUAAACAUUCGAGUUUUGCCCAUUCAGCUGAUCUCCAUGUCUGGCGGGAGCACUUUUAGCUUAGCUUAGCAUAAAUCAUUGAUUCGGAUUGGACCGUUAGCAUAUGUCUGAAAAUAUGUUUUUAUAAUGUUCAUAUUUAAAGUUUGACCCUUCUGUAGUUACAUUGUGUACUAAGACUAACAGCAAAGUUGCUAUUUUCUAGGCCGUUAUGGCUUGGAACUAUACUUGCAAUGCUGUUAUUUAGCUGGGGACUGUUUUUUUUUUUUUUUGCCUGCUCCAGCAGUGGUACAGCAGCAAAGUUCCUUACAAUAUUAGAAUGAGAGUAUAGUUCCUAUCCAUAUAAGCCUAGAAAAAAAACAACCUUUCAUUUUCCAAUGGUCAUACAAUAUGGCUACAGAAAGUCAAGCUUUAAAUAGGAACAUUAUUCAAACUCUUUAGUCUAAUGCUAAUGGUCUAAUCUGAAUUAAUGAUCUAUGCUAAGCUAAGCUAAAAGUGCUCCUGCCAGACCUGGAGAAUGACUGAAUGGAAUCAAAAAUGAUAAAACAACUGUUUAACUCUAGGAGGGUCAUAAAAUGAGCCUAUUUAAAAAAAACAAAACAAAACGUAGAGUGUUAGUUAAAUGUUCUACAGAAAAGUUGGAUCGUCUUAGGAUAAGCAAAUUUUCAUUGAUGUUUGCGCUAUCACUUUAAGAGCUCAUCAGCUUACAUUGUAAUAAUUAUAUUUUUGUAUUUAUACAUUCAGCUUUCAUCAGUUAAUUUAAAAGUCAAAAAGACGUUUUGUUUAGUAGCAGAAGUCAACGGAAGUCUGAAAGUUUGCUGCCUUUUUCAUGACCUUUAAGGGAAAGUGAUGCCAGGGACUGCCUUUGAGAGUUUAGUUUUAUGUCUGCAGACUUGUUCAUGCUUAUUUGUAUUGUUUUCAGUGUGUAACAAGGGUAAUGGAAUAAGUUAUUAACCAGUUUAUCUCCCCGCAUCUUCUGCAUUGCCAAAUCUAUAUUGGUUUUAGAUAAAACGCCAUGCCGUCCAUCAGUUAAAGCACUCUCAAAGGGAUACUUCACCACGAAAUGAUUAUUCUGUCAUUGUUUACUUGCCAACAACCUGACGUGAUAAAAUACAGUAUUUUAAAGAAUGUUGGAAACUAAAUCAUCGACACUAACCUUCAUCAUCCUCAAUCGCUACCGUCAGCGUUGGAUAACAACAUUAAACAUUCGUGGAAUCGAGGUGGAGUAUAUUGGUGACGUUCAUUUUGGGUGAAAUAAAUCCACGUUUAUUUUUUCAAAGGUAAAAUUCUUUCAAAUAUGUUCAAGGUUGCGUUUGCGGACUCUGGGUUGUUUUUCUCCACGUUGAUCAUUUGCUCAAUAUUUGAUUGUCGGAUCAUAACGCACCACAAUCUGUUUCAACAAGUAUCGUCAAUUGCUUUAGGUUCCUGUAAUAAAAGUCAUAGAGCAGUUUAAUGGACUUCCUGUGUCACAAAGUAGUCAGAACUCAUCUCUGUCUCCAGUGCUUGUGCUUUUAGAUCAACCAAGCAUGAAACGUUGUCACUCUGCAAAGAGUCUGAAUCUGUUGAGGGUUUCAUGUCAAACAAACAUGGCUGUGGGUUCGUUGUUCUGGUGUGAUCAUUUCUGAGCUAUUACCACCCCAAAAUACUGUGUGAAUAUGUGGCAAAUAAACGCAUACUGACAUCGAUA
This is a messenger RNA of Danio aesculapii, 3976 nucleotides long. It is a transcript of the gene c19h6orf136, whose product is annotated as chromosome 19 C6orf136 homolog. The coding region runs from base 335 to 1606 and encodes 423 amino acids. The record is from RefSeq and is a predicted model, not a curated record. The transcript is spliced from 7 exons. NCBI's taxonomy places the organism in Eukaryota, Metazoa, Chordata, Actinopteri, Cypriniformes, Danionidae.